Molecule: messenger RNA, 4800 nt
Organism: Aphis gossypii (cotton aphid)
Lineage: Eukaryota; Metazoa; Arthropoda; Insecta; Hemiptera; Aphididae
Product: zinc finger protein 845-like
Exons: 3
Coding region: 644-3733 (1029 amino acids)
Biological process (GO): regulation of DNA-templated transcription
Cellular component (GO): nucleus
Molecular function (GO): zinc ion binding; DNA-binding transcription factor activity, RNA polymerase II-specific; RNA polymerase II cis-regulatory region sequence-specific DNA binding
Source: RefSeq, a predicted model, not a curated record
AAAGUAGUGUGUUUAUUGGUAUAGCAGUAUGUACUAUGUUUACACUUUGCAAUCGGCCUAGCCUGGCUAAUGAGCUAUGGCUUAUUAGUUAUUAUUAUUUAAAAUAAUUAACAUUUUUACUGCGGCCUGCCGAGUACAGGUGCUUAUUGCUUAUUACUUAUACAAAAUACUGAAUAUCGCGAUUUUUUUUUUUAUCGUAGUAUUUGACUAUGUAUAAUUUGGUAUUUUGGUCAUAAUGAACGUUAUCAUGUUGCUGUCAUUUGAACACCAAUAACGUAGUUGCGCGGUAUCUUGGCUGUUAGCAUGUUAGCUGAUUCGAUCUUACUUCUUUUUACUUCGGCAGUUCAGCAUUGUUGUCAUUUUAUGUAAAAGUGUAACACAUGGUGCAUGUAAGUUAUGUAAUAUUGGAAUGUUGAAUUCUCAUCGACUCGUUAGUUUCGCAUAAACUAAUAUUUCACCGGUUGGACCAAAUUGAAUUUAAUCAAAAAUCAAUAAAUACGAUGGUCCGUCUGUCUUUGGCCCACUGCGCUCGUAGCUGAAAACAUUAACUGCACUGCCGCAGCCGGUCGUUGCGUUUUACCGGGUGUUGCCGUUCACUCGUUUGGUUUUUGCUGGUGCAGGAUUGCACGAAGAAUCGUUCGACAUGAGCAAUAUGCAGAUGCAUUUGCAUAGCGAGAAUUUCGAUCUUUGCAGGAUUUGCCUGCUGGAACCAGAAACGAAUAGACACAUCAAGUUCAUACACAUUUUUACUCCUAACAAUGGAGGUUUAAAACUGAAUCAACAGAUGAUAGAUCUUUUAGGAAUAAAAGUUGAAAAGGAUGAUAUUAAACCAAAAAUUAUAUGUGAGAAUUGUCAUAAAUCACUAAUGAGUUGGAUUGAAAUGAAGAAAAAAGCGGCCGAAUCUCAAAUUGUUAUAAAUUAUAUAGCUACAAAAAAAUUUGGUGUUACUAUUCCUGGAACAUCUAAUGCAUCUUAUUCAUCACCAACUUCAAGGAAUAAAGAAGAAUCUAUCAAGGAAUCAACUUCAUUCAUACAUUCUCGAUCAAUAUCAAAACAAUCAAAUAACAGCAGAACAAAUUUAAAUGGUUGUAGUAGUAUUAGUAGUAUUAACAGUUAUAAGAAACAAGGUAAUUCAAGUCGAUCAUUUUUUACGAAUCAUUCAAAAUUAGCAUCUGCUGAUAGUGAAUCAGAUGAUGAGACAUCUUGUUUAGAAGUAAGAGCCCCAAUUGAAAUAAUUGAAUUAUCAUCGGACAGUGAAUGCGACGACAGCUAUAUUAUAAAUGAUUUAAAAAAUGAAAAUGAAGUUGAAAAUGAAAAAUUACACUACUGUUCUAUUUGUCAAAGGAAGAAUAUUUUGAACCAUGAUUGUUCGAAAUACAAUAAAUCUCUCUUAACUUGCUUGGUACCUAAUUGUAACAUUUUAUCAAGAUCAUUAAAAGAUUUUACACCACAUUAUCGACAACAUUUUGGUUUAUCUUCUUCGGCAAUUAUGUGUCCUCGUUGUUAUCAAGAAAUGAAACAAUCUGAUAGUAGUCAUGUAUGCUGCCAUACUUUCAAUUUAUUUAAAUGUUAUACAUGUAGUGUGGUAUUUAACAAUAUGAAAGAAUUUGCCUAUCACAAAUUAAAAACACAUAAUGGCCGAUUAAUGAACUCUUAUGGUAAUUAUUUAUGUUUUUAUUGUGAAGUAUCAUCUGCGGAUCUAACAAACAUUAUUGAACAUACUAAGCAUUGUCUUGAAAAUCAACAAAAAAAUGCAACUGAACACAGUAAAAAACUAAAAGAUCCUACAAAAAGUGUUACUCAAUUAUUACCUGUUAAAAAAAGUAAUAUGAAGAAUACAUUGGAACGUAAAAAAGGAAAUGAGAAAAAGAUUCCCCGUUCAUCAACACAUAUACUUUUUACUUGUUUGAAACCGACUUGUAAUCUUAUCUUCCAAAAUUUUACCGUUUUUAAAUUUCAUCUUCGUGAGCACUUUGAAUUUGGGAAUAAAUUGAUGUGUUGGCAAUGUUGUGCACCAUUUUCUGAUCUAAAUGCUCUUAGAUGCCAUCAAGUAAAAGGUGAUUGUCGUACUCCUGAAAUGUUCAAGUGUUAUGAAUGUUCUGAACAAUUUAAAGAUCUUGAAAGAUUAAGUAUUCAUAAAUAUACCAUACAUAAUGGUAAUUUAAUAGCAAGUAAAAAAAAUAAGACUAUUAAAUGUAUAUACUGUAGUGAGGAUAUUGAUAUUCAUAAUUUGAAAUCUCAUUUGGUUACAUGUCAAUACAACCUAGGUAAUCCAGUUAAUACAGAUGUAAAAAUUAAACCUAAAUCUGCCUAUGCUAAAAAACAUAAAGGCCCUUUUAAAUGUGUAAUUUGUUGUAAAGUGUGUCUUACAGCAGCAGCAUUAACAAGUCAUGUUAAGAUUCACAAUCCAUCUCCACUACAAAAAACUGUGAAAAAAAGAAUGAGUAAUACAUCUUUAAGAGCUGAAAAUUGUCCUGAAGUGUCUAACUCAAGUAAUAAUCAAGAAACUGAUGUAGAAAUAAAUAAAAAUAGUACUUCUCAACAUGAUACAAUUGUAUCUAUUAAUAAUGACAUGGCCAACAUUGGUGAAAAUAAUGAGUUGGAUGUUGAGAUGAAUACAUUAUCUGGUAAUUCAAGUAAUGAAGCAAUGGAAUCUGUUAAUUAUGGCAUGUUUCCAAUUGUAAAUACAGUUUUUAAAUGUAAUAAUUGCUCUAGAAAAUUUAAAUCAAAUUCAACUUUGGCAAGACAUAGGCGAUUUUGUUGUAAUUCAAUACCAAGUACUUCAAAAAGUAAACCUCACAAUUAUUAUUGUACCAAAUGUAAAAAGUAUUAUACACGCCUAACUUUUUCUCAACAUUGGAGAAUACAUCAUGGAAAAAGACUCCAAUAUCAUAAAUUUAGACGGUAUUCUUGUAAAAAAUGUCCCUUUAAAUUUAUGUACAAAAUAGCAUUAGCGAUGCAUACUGAACAUGUGCAUGGUGAUCUAGACAACACAAUUGCUGUUAUAUCAUCUAAUAUAACUCCUACUAACUGUGUAGUAAUGUUACCAGUUAUAUCUGAAACUACAUCAUUGGCUAACAAUAUUCCUGAAACAACUAUGGAAAGCAAUGUAUCAAUUAAACAAGAAGCAAAUGAAAAUACAUUAUCAAAUCAUUGGGAAGUGACUAAUAACAAAUUUAAAGAAAAUAUAAUUGAAAAUAAUACAAAUGAAGGAAAUAAUGAAGUUAAUGAUUUGAAAAAUAAUGAAGUCGUUGAAUUGAAAAAUAAUGAAGUCGUUGAAUUGAAAAAUAAUGAAGUCGUUGAAUUGAAAAAUAAUGAAGUCAAUAACUUGAAAAAUAAUGAAGUUAGUGCAUUGAAAAAUAAUGAAGAACAGAGUACAAGUAAUAAUAAUGAUGAUGGAGAUGAUGAAACUGAUGUUUACACUACACAAAAUAUAAAUCAAAUUAUUGACACAUUGAAUUUUAGUGAAACAAUAGAAAAUUUACUUUUUGACGAAGAUACAGUGGCAGUUAAUAAUAUUUGUUCAAUGGAUGAUUCAGAAUGUGACAACAAUUAUAUUGAUAAAACAAACUCUAAAAUAGAUAAUAAUGAAACAAGAAUAUCCUCUGUAAAAGAAGAAGCGAACCAAAAUUGUGGCGAAUCGGUCUCAAUAAAUGAGACCCAAAAUGUUAAUCAUGUAAAUGACAACAAAACCAAUAACUCAGUACAAGAAUUCCUUACUUCAAGUGAAUAAAACUCAUGGAAAAAAAAACAAAAGAAAUAUUGACUUAAAAUAUCUAUUUUACAGGUAUUUAAUUUACAUUGAAGAAGUUCAUUAUAUCAAACAUAAGUAAAAUAUAAAUAAAAAUAUCUUAUUAUAACUGAAAUGAAAAAUAAAAAGUUCUGCACUGAAAAUAUUAUUAUUAUUUUAUUUUUAUUUGAUAACUAAUAUUUUUUGUAAUGAUAAAAGUUUGUUGAAAUUAUUUUCGUGUCAUAAAAUUAUCGAAGUUUUAUAAACAUAUUAAAUAACUGAAAAAAAAACUAUUCCCUUAAUAUACAAUUACAUUUUUUUUUUGUUAUUAUUUAAUUUAGUAAAUAAGUAAAGUAGAUUGAUACAGUAGAUUAUGUACUGAUUUUUAUUUAAAUUUUGUAUUUUAAUAUAAUAUGUAUUCUUUGUAUAAUACACCAAAAUAUCUAAAUGAGAAGUGACUUAUUAAAUUUAAUUGUAUCAUUAAAGCAAUUAAUUUAUUUUAAAUGUAUGUUACACUAUUAUUUUGAAUGUUAUACAUGAUUAAUUUAUAAGUAUGGAUUUUUAACUCGAAUAAAUUACUAAGUUUUUAUAAUAGUAUUUACUUAGGCUUUCUAUAAAUUUGUGUUAGUGUGUUAUUUGUGUAAAAAUAUAUACUGACCUGUAUUAAAUAAACUUGUAUCUGUUAUAUCAUUAUUUUAUAUUAUAAUACUUAAUACUUAUAAAAUAUCUCUUAGUUAUGUAUUGCUAAAAAUAUUUUAUUAAAUACAAAAUUUUAGUUAUUGCUUUAAAUUUUUAUAUUUUUUUAGGUAUGUUAAAAAUACACUUAUUAAUGUUGUAAUAUUCAUAUUACAAUAUUGAACAAAAUUUCAUUUAAUAUUUUACUAUUGUUGUGGUCUUUACCUAUCAUCACAAAAUAAAUUGCAACUCUUAUUUGUUAUGAUUUUUAUUUUCCUAAUGGAAAAUUACUAGUUGAGUGUAUUGUAUAAAAAUAAUUUUUAUGAGUUUAUAUUGUAUUACACUUCUUGAUGUAUAAAAUUGAAUUCAAUAUAAUAUAUUUUUUUUAAUCAACA